Molecule: messenger RNA, 273 nt
Organism: Necator americanus (New World hookworm)
Lineage: Eukaryota; Metazoa; Nematoda; Chromadorea; Rhabditida; Ancylostomatidae
Exons: 1
Coding region: 1-273 (90 amino acids)
Source: RefSeq, a predicted model, not a curated record
AUGUUGCUAUCGAUUUUAAUUCCGGCGAACGUUUCGGCGUGCUCGCCUUCUUCAGAACCGAUCAUGAGUCGUAAAGAAGAAUGCAGCGCUGUGACCAACGAGUUGGCGCCGGGUCAAGACGUCAAGACCGUGGCGGGUUUUCAAAAACCGGUUCAGGUACAAGAGGUCUCGUCGUUAGUUGCUAUUAGUGACGCAACUCUAACAAUCGGUGGUCCGCUAAUAUCUGGAUACUGCGAGUAUCACAGUGAACGCUAUUGUGAUCUGGUUCUCUGA